Molecule: messenger RNA, 2997 nt
Organism: Nematocida minor
Lineage: Eukaryota; Fungi; Microsporidia
Exons: 1
Coding region: 1-2997 (998 amino acids)
Source: RefSeq, a predicted model, not a curated record
AUGAAGAAAAUACUGAAUGCGGUAAGCAUAGCACUUGUUUUCUUCAUCGCAAAGUGCAGAGGCAGCUGGAACACUUUUAGUGGGAGCUUGUACAGCAGUGCAGAUCCAUCCAUAGAAGGAAACAGUGCAGUGAACAGAAUAAUACACCAACUUACCCAUCCUGAACAGUAUAUAUUAGCGAAUACUAUGCAUGGAAGUAUCUCCAAUCCUACACACGGCAUGCCUAGGACACCAAAACAGGAAGAUGGAACAAACACUCAAGAUUUCUCUCUUUUUAAUCAAUACCAAUGCAGUCUAAGCCAGAAUAAACAGAAGUCUUGUGCAGAGCAGCUGAAAAUAGAAGAAGAAUCUAGACAACAGCAGCACAUAGCACCUCCUACUGCUGAUAUGAGUGUGUUUAAUGUGCCACGAGCUACAGUUAUUAUUUCCAGAAAUGGAAGCCAAAUGGUGGGCGAAAAGAGCCCAUUUCUUGGCUAUUUUGGGACAGAUGCGAGCAGUAGUAGAAUAUGCAAUCCACCAAAAUCGACAGAAGCAUGGAAAGAUAUGUACCUCCCAUCCUCGCAAAUUGCAGGAGGGCCUAGUACAAGCGGUGUUUCUACUUCUGGAGAAAAAAGAAAAGCAGAAAAGAUGGAUAUUUCUACAGAAGCUUCUGCCUUUCAGCCUGCAGCAAAGAGUAAAAAAAAAGAGACGGCCCCGCAGUGUGAGCCAUGCUCUUCUACAAAUGCAGCAAAAGAGCGAAAGAGAAUAAAAAAUCUCAAUGUAAAAACAUGGAACAUGGCAAGACUCACUAAUAAAAGAAGAGAGAACUACAAACUAUACCAUCAAACAGUGUAUAACUGCAAGCACGGUAACUUCUACAACUACAUGUGGUAUGAAAUAAAAAAAGACGCGUAUGAAAAAACAAUGAGAGAAGAUAUAGAAAAUUUCUCUGAUUUGAUUGCCCCCGCAAUAGAGCAGAAUACACUGUGGUAUUUCAUUGCAAGUAGGACUAUAAACGUAGUCACAAGACACAGAGACCUUUUGUGGCUGGAUAAACUGAUAAGUGAUAAGGAUGCUGGCCGGCUUAGAAAAUCAAUAGAAAGCUUUAAGGGAUACUAUCCUGGAGUGGUUGAGGAGAUGCUAGCAUACAUGGAAAAACACAAGCCAUUGCGAGUUAUCAAAAGCUAUCCCACAACUACAUGGAAUGAAACGCUAGGAGAUAUAUAUUUGCCAAAAAGCCUAGAUCUAAAGUAUGAGAUGGUGAAAAACCAAGGUAAAAUUAGCCAGGUGGAAAAUAAGUAUUCAGCACUGGCCUAUGCUCUGCGCAUGAUUCUAGCAUUGUCUGAAGUGCACCAAGACUUUUCACAGAUCACCAUUACUCUCAUAAAGAACAGCAAAAUCCUUAAAAGCGCCUCUAAAAAUGAAAGAGCGCAGCAAGUUCUGCUGUCCAUACACACAAUAAUAAAGAAGUUUGCAGAGAACCACGAAAAAAUAGAAAAUGAAUACAAAAAUAUUUAUGCGGCUCUUGAGACCAUAUACGAGAGAAAAGCACAGAAAAAGCCAACAGUGUCAGAGCUAUAUAAGGAGAUAUACAUACUUCUUGCAGAGUUCUAUGAGAAGGUAAAAGUCUUUGACAUCAACAGCCAUGUUUUUGCAGGAAAGUGUGCCAUAAAGCAUCAAAAGUACGUUAGAUGUGAGGCAACCUUGGUAUCUGCCUCAAAAAAGUCCUGUGAAAGAGUUAGCGACCCUAAAUAUACACUUGAUCUGAAAAAAUGGGGCAUUUCGCCUGAUGUAAAAUCACACUAUCAUGUUUACUAUGUGAACAACACAACCCACCAGUCCAGAAAACUGUGCAUGCCCAUAUACAAAAGAGACGAGAGCUCAGAAGAACAGUACAUACAUACAAUUGAUGGCAUACUAAGCUAUAUAAAGGAGAUAUAUGAAAUAGAAGAGAAUCCCUGGGCUAUACAUCCUUUCAAAGUGGACAUAAAAACGAGAAAGUGGUCGUAUAUUAAAGAUGAGGAGAGAAAUCUAACAGCAAAAGACCUGAAAGGAUACCAGGUAGUGUUUUAUCGCAUUGAUGAAGACAUAGCAACGGCAAAGUUUACGUUUGCAGAAUUUAGGCCUUUGAUCCAGCAUAGCGGCAAUAGCAUUAGUAUACCUCUGUUUCUCACUCCUCUGAUGCGAUCUGCCAUAGAUCUAGGGCCUUUUACUGAAAAAGCCAAACACAAAGAGAUAAAUCUAACGAUAGAUUUUGAGGAUGUGGAGCCUAGUGUGUACAAUUUUAACAAUAUCUAUAUAUACGAAGAGUACUCAAACAUACACACAUACUACAGCAACCUAUGCAUACUUCCAGAGGAGGAGAAGGAAGAGUCUCUCGACUGCUACAUCAUGGACUAUCAGGUGGUUGAAGAGGAUAACACUAAAAAAGCCGUGUGGUAUGUGAAUAUGACGCAGGGUGCAAAUGCAUAUACACACUGUUUACUUGACAAGAGGUUCAAAGAAAAAGAAAAUUCAAGAAAGCUCAAUAGUUUUAUCGAUGCACUGGAGUCAAGGAAGUACAACAAGGGAAGCGAUCUGCAAAGCAUUUGGCUGACAGAUGAUACAGAAGACAGCGAGUCAGAAAAAAUACAUACGUGGCUGGUGAAAGACCAAGAAAAGAGCUAUGUAACUAAAGAGAACAUUGAGACAAUUAUGGGCGUGAUAGGAAAAGAAAAAGAAAGGGUUAAAAAAGCAGAGGAAAACUUUGGAAAAGCAGACAAAGAGCUAACUGAAAUAAAAGAAUCAGGCAAAGGAGAUGAGAAGAAGACAAGAAACAAAAAGAAAGCAGCAAUCAGCGCGAAAUACAAAGCAAAAAAGCAUCUAGAAUCUUUAUACAAAGAGCUGCACGAUGCAAUGUCUGAAAGGUCAGAUAAACACGCAGAUUUUAUAGUGCUCCGCAAUGUGAACAGCAACAAGUCUAACCUGGGGGCACACAACGAGAUUCUUGAUGUUUUGAUCUCAGUCUACAACCUUUGA